AUGGAUUCCCACGACAGCAAGGAGUCAUCAAGCGACCAAACCGGAGUCGACCAUCCACCAUCUUUCGUGCCACCAUCUUCGCGGGGUGCCUACGACAAGAAUGUGACGAUCGAGGAAUACAUCCAUUACGCCAAUCUCACACGUGCAGAGGAGAAGAUCCAUCUACCGAACCCCGACAAAUCCACCGGCUUGGUCGCACAGGUCCUUCGUCGCCCCUCAGUUCAGCAGUCGGCGUCUGCAAUCGCGACCGGUGGUGGCCAUGAAUCGCCGUCUGCCAAUGACGAGAAGUCCCAACGUCAGGCAUCCGCUGAGGGUCGGGCCGUCAUCAGCGCCGAUGAGUGGAGAGAUGCCAGUCGUUUGAUGCGGACGGCCAGUUGGGGCGCCGGUUUCUAUCUCAUCACCACCGACAUUCUAGGUCCCUAUGGCGUUGGUUUCGCCCUGGGGACCAUGGGUUGGGGUCCUGGUAUAGUUUUGUACACUGUCUUUGGAUUCAUGGCGGGCUAUUCAGGCUACUUGCUGUGGAAGAUCUACCUCGGCCUCGACAGCUACGAGUUCCCCUUGCGGAACUACGGCGACCUCGCGUUCCGCAUCUUCGGCCCAAUCCCACGGCAUUGUGUCAACAUCCUGCAGUCCAUCCAGCUGUGCCUUAUCUGCGGCCAAGUCAUCAUUCAAAACGGCCAAGGCAUAUCUCAAGCGUCCAAGUUCCGACUCUGCUACGUCGUCUGUAUCCUCAUCUUCGUCAUCGCGGGCUUCAUCUUCGGCCAGAUCCGCACCCUCCGCAACUACGGUCUCAUGUCAGCGGUAGCCGUGGGUCUCAACCUGAUGGUCAUUUUCAUCACCAUGGGCGUCAUGGCCCACUCGCCACCCAACUACAAGAUCUCGGUGCUAGGCAGCGCUGGAAGUGCCAACGACGACGGCAGCAUCACCCCGGACGCUCAAGGGAACUACCCCCCAAUCCGCCACUACAACGGCCUCCCCAAUCCAAACUCCCUCCUCGGCAGCAUCAACGGCCUGAUGCAAGGCGUCUUCGCCUACGGCGGCGCGCAGAUCUUCAUCGAAAUCAUGGCCGAGAUGCGCCGUCCCCGCGACUUCCUCAAGUCCAUGAUCAUCGCGCAGCUCUUCAUCUGGAUCGUGUACCUGUCCUACGGCUGCUACGUCUACUACUGGCAGGGCCAGUACGCCUUCCAGGUCUCAUACCUCGGCCUCUCCGUCUACGGCUGGUCCGUGGCCUGCAACAUGAUGGCCGUCAUCUCCGGUCUCAUCGCCGCCGGCCUCUACGGCAACAUUGGCAUCAAGGUCCUGUACAACAACAUCCUUAUGGAUCUGCUUCAUGCGCCCGCCCUCUCCACCCGCGCCGGCAAGAUCGUCUUCGCCGCCAUCGUCCCCAUCUACUGGUCCACGGCCUUCAUCAUCGCCGCCGCCAUCCCGGACUAUUUCGGCUUCGUCUCCGUCAUCGCCGCCUUCUGCAUCGUGCAGUUCUCGUAUAGUUUCCCGCCCAUCCUGCAUUUGGGGUAUACGAUCCAGAAAAACGCGGCGAGGGCGGCGAUGAAGGAGGGCUUUGAUCCUGUGACGGGCCAGACGACGAGGUUGGAUGGUGGCGUUAGGAGGUAUAUUAGGGGCUUUUUCGCGGAUAGGUGGUAUGUCAAUGCGUGGCAUGUCGUGCAUGCUGGUGGCGCGUUGGCCGUGGCGGGGCUGGGCGCCUAUGCGGCUAUUCAGGGCAUGAUUGACGCGUUCAAGAUUCCGCAAGUCACGAGCUUCACGUGCACGAGUCCGCUCAACCUCAAUGCUUAA
Molecule: messenger RNA, 1791 nt
Organism: Cyphellophora europaea CBS 101466
Lineage: Eukaryota; Fungi; Ascomycota; Eurotiomycetes; Chaetothyriales; Cyphellophoraceae
Exons: 4
Coding region: 1-1791 (596 amino acids)
Biological process (GO): amino acid transmembrane transport
Cellular component (GO): vacuolar membrane
Molecular function (GO): amino acid transmembrane transporter activity
Source: RefSeq, a predicted model, not a curated record